AUGAAAAGACCAACAACGCAAGGCUCUUCAGUUAACUUUGGUAAUGUUGAGAACUCUGACAGCAUUAACUUGAACAUCAAUGGCAACAACAAAACAGCCAAAAAGAGGAAGGUAUUUGAGGAUGCGGGCCCACCAAAAAAGGACGAGGAGGACCAACUCUACAACAUCGCGCAGAACGACACUGAUGUGUUUGCGUCUGUUUUUCUAAAAUUACAAAAGAAUGAACGUAUGAUACAGCCUGUAUUCCAUUGGGUCAUCAAUAGUGUUGAUAUGGCCGAAAAGACCUUGGCAUACCAGAAGGCAUAUCUUGCCUUAACAAGUGAUUCCGGCUUUGUCUUAAAGACACAUGCACAUAAAGGGCUUAUGCUGUCCUCAAUUCUACUUAUAAAACUGCACCAACACUCCAGCCGCAUGCCGGAGCGCAUUAGUACAAAAGAGCUGGACACAAUCAGAAAGUAUGUGUUGGAAGACAUCUGCAACGAGCCUGAAUUCAAUGAUGGAGUCGCUAUCAGGCUUACCAAGAUCAUUACACAACAUCACUCAAAGAAUCAUGCAAAAAACAAGAUCACUAGAGAGGACAGUUUAAAGGAGUUCAGUAGUCUCUGUAAUGAAAUAGCCACCUAA
Mucor velutinosus is the source of this 624-nucleotide messenger RNA. RefSeq lists its product as uncharacterized. The coding region runs from base 1 to 624 and encodes 207 amino acids. NCBI's taxonomy places the organism in Eukaryota, Fungi, Mucoromycota, Mucoromycetes, Mucorales, Mucoraceae. The record is from RefSeq and is a predicted model, not a curated record. The transcript is spliced from 4 exons.